AUUCUUAGAUGACUUGUGAGAUAGAUAUGGUAACUCUGAACCAGCAAUUUCCAGUACAUAAACAUUUAACGAGGCUCUGUACAGUAUCACGUGCUUCUAUUUGUGUGAUCCGGGCACUAGAAGAUAUCGCAAGAGGUGUGCUAGCGAGUAGAAAUUCGAAUCUGUCCUCCACGUCUUCAUCUACAAGAUUUACCUACAUCUUUACUCAUGAUGCUUCUCGUUUUCAGUCUUCUAGUCGUCUACGGUGGAGUAACCGCUAGAGCAGCUCAUCACAUUGCGCCCUGCGCUAACGUCACGUCCGACUGCGCAAGCAAUCCAACGUGCAACACAAUUCUCACCACUUAUCAAACGGACUGCAUGCCGGCUUUCAACAACACCGGCUGUCCGAGAGCUUGCGUGUACACAGCUUUCAAGAGACUCUUCACUGAUCCCAUCGGACAAAGACUCCAUGACUGCCAGUGUGACACAGAUGCCUGCAGCAAUUUUACGACACAGUGCAGUAGAUGCGGGGCUCUGCUAACCGCAUGCGCGUUCGAUUCUGCGUGCAACGUCUACUAUCAAGACAUUCUAGCCAAAUGCGCUGCGGUACGCACCGGUUGCGACCAAACUUGUACCGACAGUUUCAACGCCGCCGUGAAGGCAUCGCUCAUUCUCGCUCAACUGCCAGAAUGCUCAUGCGACGCGGGUGACGUAGUCUGUGAGCAGCUAAGGAAUACUCUUAAUAGGUGUUACACCACGAAUGCUCCGAUGACCGACGCGUCGAGAGGCUCUCAAGCUGCGCAAGGUACUUCUACAGUUACAAGUACGGCUACUCAGCGGUCGGUGGCGGUCGGAGCGCUGGUGAUAGGAGUCGUCGCUGGUGUUCUUUGCGUUUGAGGUCUGGCUGCUUGCUUUUACAGUAACGUGGCCAGUCUGUACUGCUUGCUUGGCACAAAGAGCGCUGUUGAUGGAAAGAGAUGCUGUAUUAUAGGUGUCGUCUUCAUGUGAGGCAUCCAUGCAUCAAGUGUGUAGACUCACAGUAGAGACAACAAUUUGCGUAGUCUCUAGCUUACACUUCGUGGAUUGUACUUUUUGCUUGCUUUUUCAUUAACCUAAAUAAUGAAUAGAGAAGCACAUCACAGUGCUAAACCCUCGGCCAGUGUAUGUAAUCACAUAUCUCAUCAUGUGAUAAUGUUUUCUUUG
Corticium candelabrum is the source of this 1182-nucleotide messenger RNA. RefSeq lists its product as uncharacterized. Bases 208 to 876 code for a protein of 222 amino acids. The record is from RefSeq and is a predicted model, not a curated record. NCBI's taxonomy places the organism in Eukaryota, Metazoa, Porifera, Homoscleromorpha, Homosclerophorida, Plakinidae. The transcript has a single exon.